UUUCUUUUUGACAUACACCCUGGUUACUGUCAAACAGUUUUUUUUGUCACAGACAUUAUAAAAUAAAUACUAUAAAUUUUUUUCUUUUCUUGAUUAUAAAUAGCAAUUAAGAUUAAUAGAAACAAUUUUCAUGAUUCAUAUUUUAGUAUUAAGAAUUAAUGUAAAAAAGUAAUGCGAGAGAACAAUGGCAGUGUCUAACUUUUACGUAUUUUUGUUAUUAUUGGGUAUUGUAACAAUAACUAAAUGUGAAAGACUUCAUGAACAGAUAUACUCAUCUAUAGAAGGGGGGGCUCCAUGUUUUAGACGUCUAAAUGGCACACACCAAGCAGGAUGCUCUUCUUCAGACAAAGGGGCAGUUGGGGUGAUACACAUGGUGGAUAAUAUAAGCGAUGCUCAGUGGCUUGUUUAUAAUGCAACAGAGGGCCCAUAUAUGGCAGUUGUCAGUACUUCCUUGUUCUAUGAUAUUGUUGAAUUAUUUAUGUCAUAUCCUAAAAAUAUUGCCGGUGUGCUGAUAUAUGACAAUGUAAAUGACAGUGCCACAUCCUUUACUCAAGAUUCAAGAUGUCCAAACGAAUAUUCUUCUGGUCCUGGUAGUUUGUGCUCGUCAUCUCAAGCAGGAGGAGUUGUAUGGAAUGAGAAAGGGACAGGCUUACUAAAGAGAGAUAUACCAUUCCCUAUAUUUUUUUUACCACAAUCACGUUCUGAGGAGAUUGUCAAAAUUCGGGAUUGUUAUGAAAGAUUCAACUAUGAUAAAAAUAAUCAACAAGGAAGACCACUUUGUUCAGCUCAACUUAAUUCCUUCAUGUUUGCUGCAGUUAGUAGUGAAGUGUGUAUGAGGAGAUCUGCUACAUCGACUCUUUUAUCGCCUACUAAAGUUUGUGAUCCCUUGGGUGACAAUAAUGUAUACUAUUCUUUAUUCCCUGGAAUUAAGACAAAAGAUUCAGCAAAAAAAUCAGUUACAUUAGUUACGGCGAGGAUAGACAGUGCUUCACUCUUUGAUGGUGUAUCGCCAGGUUCCGCAAGUUCUGUUGUAGGAAUGGUCACUCUGAUAACAGCUGCUGCUACACUCUCUCAAUUGAUACCUGUAACGGACUCACAAUUGUAUGAGCAAAACGUUCUGUGGACGCUAUUCAAUGGCGAGGCGUUCGACUACAUCGGGUCGCAGCGCGUCGCGUACGACCUGCAGCGCGCCGCCUGGCCCGCGCAUGCGCCGCUCACGCCCGCCGACAUACCGCUGCACGUCGAGAUAGGACAGAUCGGAGGCUCCGUCAUCAGCCAUCUCAAUGAUACCACAUGGCCUUUACAUGCUUUCACCGCUACGCAAAUAGUGUCUGAGACAUUGAAAUUUCUAAACAGUCUGUCUACAUACGGCGAAAUGUAUAAUAUGACAGUUUUCUCCGAAUAUACGACCAAUCUACCGCCUUCGUCGUUACAUUCGUUCCGGCGAAUAUUAAGAAAUGUUACAGAAAGCGGGGACUUAGGAGAACUUCUGAUAACCGACCAUAAUAAUACAUUUACCAACAUGUAUUAUAAUUCCGCUUUAGACGAUUACGACAAAAUAGGUUUUAACUAUCACAACAUUAGUAUUAGUAGUGAUGGACAAUUCGUGCCCACGCCUGAACUCAUCGCCAAUGGUACAAUGAAAGAGAACGAGUUGCAAGUAAAGAUAUCCCGGCUGUCUACGGUGGUGGCUCGCACUUUAUACCAGAGAGUUACGGGCAAAGACUACGCGGGGGAUGUUGUGGCAUCGGCUCAUUUGGUGGACGAGAUGCUGUAUUGUUUCCUUCGUAGUCAGGCGUGUCGGCUGCUGCUGGCGGCGGAAUACGCGCAGGGCGCAGGCGCGGAGGAGAGUCUGCCCGACCGCGCCGCGCCGCUGUACGUGGGCGUGGCCACGUGGCCCGCCACCGCGCCCGUGUUCGCCGGACACCUGCUCGCGCUGCUCACCGGCACGCAUCUGCCGCUAAAUAAAUCCGGCUGCGAUGCGCAGAAAGAGGAGGGUUUCUCGAAUUAUUGGCUACGUGGAUGGAAUCACACCGGUGUUUGUAUUCAGACUACCAUGAACUUUAGUCAGGCUCUGAGUCCAGCCUUUAUAAUUCCAGACUACGACCUCAAAUCAGGCAUAUAUUCGACGUGGACGGAGUCGGUGUGGCACGCGAUGUGGGCGCGCGUGUUCGUGUCGGCGGGCGGCGGCGGCGCGGCGGCGGCGGGCGCGGCCGGCCUGCUCGCCACCGCCGCCGCCGCGCUGCUCACCUACUGGCUGCAGCGACACGCGUCGCUAGUCUUCCUCGACAGGGCGCCGGCCUCCAUGGCGGUAGACGACGCCGCUUCGGGAAUAUUAAGGACAGUCAAUUGUUGAAGAAUAUCACACGUUGUGAACGAAGGCUGUGUACAUAGACUAUGUUGUAUGGUGAUGAGUUAACAUUCCAUCACGAUUAUGAUAAUGAUGUAUAAGUCCAAAUGUAAAGUAAUCUUCAUAAUAUCCAAUGACAAUGUGUGUUAUGAUUGGAUCAUCAAUAGGUAUUAUUGAAAUAUUUGGAUUGUCCAGCAAAUAAAUAACUCAUUUGCUUAUACUUUGAAUGUGUAGAAAUUAAUGUACCUAAUAAAUUAUUAUAUAAUUAAGUAUUUUUCUUUGUCUGGUAAUAACUAAUUAAAAAUAAUGUAAAAGUUUCUAUAAUGUAUUGAAAUUACUUUUUAUUUAUAUUUUUUUUUCCUAUUUUCUACUUUGUUUUGACAAUAGGCUAAAUUAACUGAGACAAAAUAAAAAGCAAGUAGCUACUA
This is a messenger RNA of Manduca sexta (tobacco hornworm), 2778 nucleotides long. It is a transcript of the gene Nct, whose product is annotated as nicastrin. The record is from RefSeq and is a predicted model, not a curated record. Bases 185 to 2356 code for a protein of 723 amino acids. Gene Ontology annotation, biological process: Notch receptor processing; protein processing. Lineage: Eukaryota; Metazoa; Arthropoda; Insecta; Lepidoptera; Sphingidae. Gene Ontology annotation, cellular component: membrane. The transcript has 15 exons.